UUAGGCCCGUUGCGAUAGAUGAAAAUGAUAACUACUUUUCUUCGCUUACUGUCCUAUUAGGUACUGCCAAGCUAAAAUCCGUUGGCAAUAAUUUUGAUACCCCAGCCCAUAUAGGUUUAUGUGAACAGCAUAAUUUCAUCGAAGUUUAACAUUUAUAAUACCUAAGAUUUGCACCGGCGAAGCUGUCAAAAUCGUUGCCCACUUAUUUUGGAACUAACUACUAUUAUUUAUGCACUUUACUAUUUUAUAUCGGAAAAUCAGAACAUAAGGUAGGGUUGUUAGGUAGGUUCGUAAGGUAGGGCUACAUCUACAGUAGGCAAGCAGGACCAAAAUUACACUAGUAUAUUUAUUUCAUUCAUUUAUUCACAAUUGUCGCUACUGUCGCCACUGUCGCCGCCUCAACGACUAUGGCGACAGUAACAGACUCAUCACAGUCACACCACACUCGACAACAGUUAUUAAUAGUAGAAAAGGUGUGUUUAAGAAAUGAAGAGGUGUUUCACAUCGACUCGAGCGAGCUGCCACAACAUGUACCACCUUGACUCGUGGGUACCCAUAUUCUGGCACUUUACUGUGUCCUUGUACCUCACUGCAAGGGGCUCCAACAAACUUAUCCAAUGGGAAUCGUCUUUCGCCGACCAAAAAUGGUUCGUUAGUAUGAGCGUUCAGCGACGACGACGCAUAAGCGUCUUCAUAAUAACAUAACGAGCAAUUUUAUAGACGCUUAUUACGUCUUCAUUCCGUUGGUUCGCUAGAGCCGAAUCCACUCCGCGUCGACAGGUUUGUGAAAAGGAAACCUUAACUCUGGCUUGACAUUCGUCAGCGACUACAAUAUUACGGCGCCGCGUAACAUGUGAUUUGGCUGGUCGUUUCUUUAGACCCCUGUUCUACGAUCAAUAAACGUUGGCUGAUAGACAAGGGAACACAACACGAAUACUGACAAAGUACUUUUAGCAAUAACAUACAUCUCAUGUAAAUGUAAUAAGCUGACACUUUGAUACCUAAAUAAAGCAUUUUUCAUUUUCAUUUUCAAAGAAGAAGGUGAUAAGUAUUUACUGUUGUGUUGAAUUGGAAAACUUCAGCGCUUGCCACUCUAACCACCAGCCUGAGCUACUGUAGCGAUUCUACUUGAAGGCGCAAUGCUGGGCACUGCAACACGUAUACCCUCGUUCAAUUAGCUGAGUCCACACUGUGCGAGCAGCCUCGCGGGGCAAUGGCUUCGCACGGAAAACGCCCGUGCGCGUGCGCACCUUCAACUCACCCGAGCCAAUUCUCUAGGCAAGAUGGCGGCCCUCAGUCAGCUGUUCAAAAUACAUAAAAACAAAAACAGUAUAUUCAUUGUCGUGUCUCGAGAAUGAUUUAUUCUUAUUUUUAAUCCAUAUCCAAAGUACACGAAAACCACGAAUCACGAGCUAUGGGACGGGAAUCAUGUAUGAAUUUUGAACAGCUGACUAAGGGCCGCCAUCUUGUCGAAACAAGUAGCUCGUGUAACGCGAACGUACGCGCAAGAGCACGGACUUGCUCUGUCGGCAUAGUAGACCCAGCUAUUCGUGAUGAAUGUUCAAUAAACAAAACAGACUAAUAAUUGAGCUAUUCCGAAACUCCAGAUGCGGAAUUCGACGAUCGAUGCAAGGUGUACAACAAGCCGUACAUGGAACGUAAAUGGGUAGACAGAGUGGAACUAGUCGGCAGCUGCUAUCGUUUGAUGGUGGAGUGGAAGGGUGGUUGGCCGGAAGUAAGAGAUUGGUGUAACCGGGAAGGUGGCCAACUCCUAGUAAUCGACAACGAGGUGGAGCACGAUAUAAUCUGCGAGUUGAUCGGAAACCAGGAGAAAAUGUUCUGGUUGGGCUUCUGGCACUGGCGGGACUGGCUCUUGGUCAACCAGAAUGAGGAGACCUUGCACGAGGUGGGUUACCAGAAGUGGAGCCCGCUGCAGGAGUACGACGGUUGGUACUGGUGGUACCGGGGGCUCGUACUCAAGCCCGAUGACUGCAUGCCAUCUACCUGGUAUUACUACGGAAUAUGCGAGAAGCAUAUUUCUUUAAGUAAAAUACCAAUGUGAAUGUUAGGGGCCGUUAGCGGAGGCCGAAAUAAUCGUAAAAUAGCUAAUGUAAAAUAUACAAAAUUUACAACGUCA
This is a messenger RNA of Leguminivora glycinivorella, 2137 nucleotides long. RefSeq lists its product as uncharacterized. NCBI's taxonomy places the organism in Eukaryota, Metazoa, Arthropoda, Insecta, Lepidoptera, Tortricidae. The transcript is spliced from 5 exons. Bases 1652 to 2062 code for a protein of 136 amino acids. The record is from RefSeq and is a predicted model, not a curated record.